Synchytrium microbalum is the source of this 444-nucleotide messenger RNA. RefSeq lists its product as uncharacterized. The transcript is spliced from 6 exons. Gene Ontology annotation, cellular component: plasma membrane; site of polarized growth; actin filament. Gene Ontology annotation, molecular function: actin filament binding. Gene Ontology annotation, biological process: regulation of actin filament polymerization. Lineage: Eukaryota; Fungi; Chytridiomycota; Chytridiomycetes; Synchytriales; Synchytriaceae. The record is from RefSeq and is a predicted model, not a curated record. The coding region runs from base 1 to 444 and encodes 147 amino acids.
AUGGUCGAACUCGCCGCCGACAUUGCUGCUGCUUACGAUGAUGUCCGUGAUGACAAGACUGCAACCAACUGGAUCUGCGUCCAAUACAAGGACGACAAGUCCGAUUCUCUCAUCCUUGCCGGCCAAGGUACUGGUGGUCUAGAAGAAUUCACUGCCCAACUAAAAGAAGACCAAGCUGCCUUUGGUUACCUGAGGAUUGUCGUUGGUAACGACCCAUUGUCGCAACGUGCCAAAUUCCUAUUGGUCUCAUGGUGCGGUCCCAAAGUCAAGGUCAUGAGAAAGGCCAAACUCUCAGUCCACAUCGCUGAUGUAAAGACUGUCUUCAAGUCAUUCGCUGUUGAAAUCUCGGCUUCUGGUCUUGAAGACUUGCGCGAAAAAGAUGUCCAGUUGCUCCUAAAGAAGGCAAUGGGUGCCAACUACGAUCGCCAGAGCUCUGCAUAUUAG